Molecule: messenger RNA, 1875 nt
Organism: Microtus ochrogaster (prairie vole)
Lineage: Eukaryota; Metazoa; Chordata; Mammalia; Rodentia; Cricetidae
Gene: P2rx7
Product: purinergic receptor P2X 7
Exons: 13
Coding region: 132-1796 (554 amino acids)
Biological process (GO): response to ATP; cell surface receptor signaling pathway; calcium ion transmembrane transport
Cellular component (GO): plasma membrane
Molecular function (GO): extracellularly ATP-gated monoatomic cation channel activity; ATP binding; purinergic nucleotide receptor activity
Source: RefSeq, a predicted model, not a curated record
GGAGGAACUGGAAGUUAAAUGUUCCUGCUAAGAAACGUUUUCUUUGACUGUUCCUACCUGGGUCUUUGCUGUGGUCUAGCCUGGGAGGGUCUAGCCAAUAUCCAGCCUGAACAGAGAGCGAGCCUGCCACCAUGCCGGCUUGCUGCAGCUGGAAUGACGUCUUGCAGUAUGAGACAAACAAAGUCACCCGGAUCCAGAGUGUGAAUUAUGGCACCAUUAAGUGGGUCUUGCAUGUGAUCGUCUUUUCUUAUGUUAGCUUUGCUUUGGUGAGUGACAAGCUGUACCAGCGGAAGGAGCCUGUUAUCAGCUCCGUGCACACCAAGGUCAAAGGGAUCGCAGAGGUGACGGAGGUUGUUGCAGAGGGUGGGGAGAUGAAGUCACAGCGCAACAUCUUUGACACUGCAGACUACACCUUCCCUUUGCAGGGGAACUCGUUCUUUGUGAUGACAAACUUCCUCAAGUCAGAAGGCCAAGAACAGAAGCUUUGUCCCGAGUUUCCCACCAGCCCCAGCGCAAAAUGUAAAUCCGACAGGGACUGUAUAAAGGGAUGGAUGGACCCGCAAAGCAAAGGAAUCCAUACUGGCAAGUGUGUACAGUACGAUAAGAACCGGAAGACCUGUGAGAUCUUUGCCUGGUGUCCCGCUGAGGAGGGGAAAGAGGCCCCCCGGCCUGCACUCUUGGGAAGUGCUGAAAACUUCACUGUACUCAUCAAGAACAAUAUUGACUUCCCUGGCCACAACUAUACGACAGCUGGAGGAAUCAUGGGCAUUGAGAUCUACUGGGAUUGUAACUUGGACAGCUGGUCCCAUCGCUGUCGUCCCAAAUACAGCUUCCGCCGCCUGGAUGACAAGUAUACCAAUAAGUCCUUGAUCCCUGGCUACAACUUCAGAUACGCCAAGUACUAUAAGGAAAACAAUGUGGAAAAGCGGACACUGAUCAAAGCCUUCGGGAUCCGCUUUGACAUCCUGGUUUUUGGCACGGGAGGAAAAUUUGACAUCAUCCAGCUGGUCGUGUACAUUGGAUCCACACUGUCCUACUUUGGCUUGGCCACUGUAUUUAUUGACUUGCUCAUCAACACAUACUCAAGCGCCUUCUGCAGGUCCGGCGUCUACCCCUGCUGUAAGUGUUGUGAAUUCUGUGCGGUCAAUGAGUACUACUACAGGAAGAAGUAUGAGCUGGUCAUGGAGCCGAAGUCGACGUUAAAGUAUGUGUCCUUUGUGGACGAGCCCCACAUUCGCAUGGUGGACCAGCAGCUGCUCGGGAAGAGUCUGCAAGUCAUCAAAGGCCAAGAAGUUCCAAGGCCUCAGGCGGAUAUCAUGAACCUGUCUAGGCUGUCCCUCUCUCUCCACGACUCACCUCCCAUUCCUGGACAACCUGAGGAAGUGCAGCUGCUGCCUAGACAGGUGACCCCCGGGUCCAAGGACAGCCCAGGCUGGUGUCAGUGUGGAAACUGCCUCCCUUCACGGCUCCCAGAGAAUCGCAGGGCCCUGGAGGAGUUAUGCUGCCGGAGGAAGCCGGGACCCUGCAUCACCACCUCAGAGCUCUUCCGGAAGCUCGUGCUGUCCAGACAGGUCCUGCAGCUCCUCCUGCUCUACCAGGAGCCCUUGCUGGUGCUGGAGGAAGAGGCCACCAACCGCCGCCUACGACACUGUGCGUACAGGUGCUAUGCCAUCUGGCGCUUCGGCUCCCAGGACAUGGCGGACUUUGCCAUCCUGCCCAGUUGCUGCCGCUGGCGGAUCCGGAAGGAGUUCCCCAAGACCGAGGGGCAGUACAGUGGCUUCAAGUAUCCCUACUGACAUGGCUGUCACACUAUGGUGGCUCAGAGCAGCUUCUCUCUGCAGACCGAGAGCCACAUUUUCAAAGGGAACUCAGGUU